This is a messenger RNA of Cladophialophora bantiana CBS 173.52, 468 nucleotides long. RefSeq lists its product as uncharacterized. Bases 1 to 468 code for a protein of 155 amino acids. NCBI's taxonomy places the organism in Eukaryota, Fungi, Ascomycota, Eurotiomycetes, Chaetothyriales, Herpotrichiellaceae. The transcript has 3 exons. The record is from RefSeq and is a predicted model, not a curated record.
AUGGCGCCCACCAGAAGCCGACCUGGCGAUGAAGAAGAAGAGCUCGAACUCCCGGAGGACGAUGACGAGGAGGAAGAGGAGUAUGAAGAAGAUGACGACGAGGAUGAUGAGGAUGGAGAUGAAGACGAUGAAGAGGAAGAUGUAGAGGGCGACGAAGAAGAGGAAGAGGAGGAGGAAGAGCAAGCUCCUCCUCCCAAAAAACGAAAGGCUGAAGCCGAACCUGUUGAACCUGCAUCCAAGAAGUCCAAGUCUACCACCCAGGAAGAGGAACAGGAGGAGGAGGAAGACGAGGAGGAGGAGGAGGAGGAAGAAGAAGAAGAAGAAAAUGGUGAGGAUGCUCCUGAAGACGAUGCUGGCGAGCAAGACCAAAAAGUCGAGCCUGCGGCCAAGACCAAAAUCAUCCGGGAUUCCAACAGCAAGAAGGCCGUGGCCACUGCCGAAACUGAGGAACCCGACGAUGAAGACUAG